Molecule: messenger RNA, 2393 nt
Organism: Zingiber officinale
Lineage: Eukaryota; Viridiplantae; Streptophyta; Magnoliopsida; Zingiberales; Zingiberaceae
Product: phosphoenolpyruvate carboxykinase (ATP) 1-like
Exons: 13
Coding region: 166-2202 (678 amino acids)
Biological process (GO): gluconeogenesis
Cellular component (GO): cytosol
Molecular function (GO): ATP binding; phosphoenolpyruvate carboxykinase (ATP) activity
Source: RefSeq, a predicted model, not a curated record
UUUUAUUUAAUAAUUAAUACAAGUUUUUUUUUUAGAAAAAAAGUUUCAACGGCACUAAUUUACUUCAUCGCCGUUACCUUUAACCCUUCCACUCCCACACCGACGAAUCCAUCACUCUGACUUCUCGCGGCGGCUUCGCAAUCUCAAGCGCAGCGAGGCGGCAUCAUGGAAGGGGAGAAGAAAGGCGAGUUCAGCUUCAACAACGGCGGCGUUGGCCCCGCUGUGUCUCCGCGCAGCAGGUUGCCUCCGAUCCAGACUUCCCGUAACGUCAGCUUCAAGAAGAAGGAUGAGAUCCCGGCGGAGGACGACGGCAUCUGCCACGACGACAGCGUGCCUCCGGUCAAGGCGCAGACCAUCGACGAACUCCACUCCCUGCAGAAGAAACGAUCCGCCCCCACAACCCCCAUCAAGGACGGCCAGCGCAGCCCCUUCGCCACCAUCUCCGAUGAGGAGCGCCAGCGCUUGCAGCUCCAAUCCAUCAGCGCAUCGUUGGCGUCGCUGACGCGGGAAACGGGGCCCAAGUUGGUGAAGGGCGACCCGGCGAGGAAGGCGGAGACCCCCAAGAUCAGCGCCGUGCACCACCACUACUUCACCCCCACCAUUAGUGUCACCGACAGCUCCCUCAAGUUCACUCAUGUCCUCUACAACCUCUCCCCGGCAGAACUGUAUGAACAAGCCAUCAAGUAUGAGAAGGGGUCGUUCAUAACGUCGAGUGGAGCCUUAGCCACCUUGUCUGGUGCAAAGACUGGCCGUGCACCAAGGGAUAAGAGAGUUGUGCUUGAUGAGACCACUGCAGAAGAGCUGUGGUGGGGAAAGGGUUCGCCUAAUAUUGAGAUCGAUGAACACACCUUCCUGAUUAAUAGGGAGAGGGCUGUAGACUAUCUGAAUUCUCUGGAGAAGGUUUUUGUGAAUGAUCAAUUCCUCAAUUGGGAUCCUGAGCAUAGGAUCAAAGUCAGGAUCGUGUCUGCAAGAGCCUAUCAUUCCCUGUUCAUGCACAAUAUGUGCAUUCGUCCUACCCCAGAAGAACUUGAAGAAUUCGGCACUCCAGACUUCACAAUAUAUAAUGCUGGGCAGUUCCCAUGCAACCGAUUCACUCAUUACAUGACUUCCUCCACUAGUGUAGACCUCAAUCUUGCGAGGAAGGAAAUGGUAAUCCUUGGCACUCAGUAUGCUGGAGAGAUGAAAAAGGGUCUGUUUGGUGUAAUGCAUUAUCUAAUGCCUAAGAGGCAAAUUCUGUCCUUACAUUCUGGUUGCAACAUGGGCAAAGACGGGAGUGUUGCUCUCUUCUUUGGUUUGUCAGGCACAGGAAAAACAACUUUGUCGACUGAUCAUAACAGAUUUCUAAUUGGUGAUGAUGAACAUUGUUGGAGUGACAAUGGUGUUUCAAACAUUGAAGGUGGGUGUUAUGCGAAGUGCAUAGACUUAUCAAAGGAGAAGGAACCUGACAUUUGGAAUGCCAUAAGAUUUGGCACAGUGUUGGAAAAUGUUGUGUUUGAUGAGCAUACUCGUGAAGUAGAUUACUCUGACAAGUCAGUCACAGAGAACACUCGUGCUGCUUACCCAAUUGAGUUCAUCCCAAAUGUAAAGAUACCUUGUGUUGGACCACACCCUAGGAAUGUUAUCCUACUUGCCUGUGAUGCCUUUGGUGUGCUCCCACCAGUGAGCAAGUUGAGUCUGAGCCAGACCAUGUACCAUUUCAUAAGUGGCUACACUGCUCUGGUGGCUGGCACUGAGGAAGGUGUGAAAGAGCCACAGGCCACGUUCUCUGCUUGCUUUGGUGCAGCUUUCAUAAUGCUCCACCCAACAAAGUAUGCAGCAAUGCUAGCCGAGAAAAUGCAAAAAUAUGGGGCUACUGGAUGGCUUGUCAACACUGGUUGGUCUGGCGGAAGCUAUGGCACUGGCAGUCGCAUUAAGCUGUCACACACUCGAAAGAUCAUUGAUGCUAUACACUCUGGUAAGCUGUUGACUGCCAACUUCAAGAAAACAGAGGUCUUUGGUUUGGAGAUACCAACUGAGAUUGAAGAUGUGCCACCGGAGAUCCUGGACCCUAUAAACACUUGGACGGACAAGGCAUCCUACAAGGAGACUCUACUGAAGCUGGCUGGUCUUUUCAGGAAGAACUUUGAAGUGUUUGCAAAUUACAAGAUUGGCAAGGACGGCAAAUUGACAGAGGAGAUUCUUGCUGCUGGUCCCAAUUUCUGAGCGUGGUCUGUAGAAUUUGUUGAAUGGACUAUGUGAUAUGCAGAGAUGACUCAAGUGAAGCUAGAGUUGUGUUUACGUACUUGCAACCCCUAUUUGGUUUGGUUUCUUGAACUGAAACGUCACUUCUAGGUUUGAUAAACACUUUAUGCACUUUUACAAAUUGAUGUGGUAAAACAUUUCUGUUUUGCGAA